Molecule: messenger RNA, 393 nt
Organism: Monoraphidium neglectum
Lineage: Eukaryota; Viridiplantae; Chlorophyta; Chlorophyceae; Sphaeropleales; Selenastraceae
Exons: 1
Coding region: 1-393 (130 amino acids)
Source: RefSeq, a predicted model, not a curated record
AUGUUUGACUGCGCCGCCUGGAGCCCCACCUGCCAGGCCCUGGCGAACGUCAGCGCGGCGUGGAUGGCCGAGAAGCGGCCGCCGCCGCCAAAGGCGGACGAGGAGGCGUUUAAGGCGGAGGCCGCCGCCGACGCAGCAAAGCCCGACGAGCCGCCGCCGCCGCCGGGGCCGCCGGAGGUCAAGUGCGUGCCUCGGAACCUCAGCGCGCCGUUCGUGGUGCUGAAGGGGGCGGCGCCGGCGGCGGCGACGGCGCCGGCGGGGGCUGCGCCGGUGGCGGGCGCGGCACCCACGGCGGCACGGCCGCCUGUGCCUUCUGUCGCGCCGGGCGGCUUGCCCAACGGGCCGUUGUGGAACGUGGUCAGGGGCUUUUUUGGGUCGUUGGGACGCCGUUGA